Molecule: messenger RNA, 2013 nt
Organism: Uncinocarpus reesii 1704
Lineage: Eukaryota; Fungi; Ascomycota; Eurotiomycetes; Onygenales; Onygenaceae
Exons: 3
Coding region: 1-2013 (670 amino acids)
Biological process (GO): 7-methylguanosine mRNA capping; polynucleotide 5' dephosphorylation
Cellular component (GO): mRNA capping enzyme complex
Molecular function (GO): polynucleotide 5'-phosphatase activity
Source: RefSeq, a predicted model, not a curated record
AUGGACUUGCGCACAAUAAUGAACGCCGACUCCGCCGGAGUCUCGAGCAAACCCCCUCCACCGCAGCCUUUGCCGCCUUCUCCAUUGCAGCAACCAGGCAGGGAACUCAGUCCGCGCCGGACAAGCUAUCCCAACGACGCCUCUCCGCCGUCCCACCCCUCCCUUCCCACCGAACCUCGCGCAAGGCCUCCACCACCUCCUCCGCUGCAGCCUCCCCUUCAUUCACCUGGCCGGUCGUCCUCUUAUGGCUCCGCUCAAUCGCCAUAUCAGCAUUCAUCUGCCAGCUCGAUUCUAAAUAGCAUCCCUCCUCCUCCGAACAACCAAGCCCACCCACAUGGUUCGCAGUCGUUCCUCCCCGUCGCCCGCGACUCUUUCGCUACCACCGCCGCCUCUGUUCCGCAUCCUACAAGCUCUCUUUGCUCGCCGUUUACUCCCCAGCCAUUGAGCUCUGGCACGCAGCAGUCGUACUUUUCUCAAACACGCUCCCACUCGAUUCAUUCUGCCACGACGCCGUCGUCGGUUCGCAGCUUCUCGUUCCCUGCGCCUCGCGAAGAUGCCGCCAUCCCCCAACAUGCUGAACCAUCGCAGCCGUUGCCAUACUCACCAAUUCAGACGGGUUCGCAGCCGGCGACGCCUCUGGGACCUCCCUCUGCGACCUUUCGGAGGCGUCCACCCUCGUCAGGGCAGGAUGUGGAACACGGACCCAUCGCCAGCGCCUGGGAUAGAGGCGAUCAGCAAAGAGAGCAAAAAGAUGCCGUUUCGCCGAUAAUGCAGACUCAAUUAUCAAGGCAGGGCUCGUUGUUGGUGGAACAGCCGCACAGACAGUAUUUGCUAGAACGAGACAUCGAUCGCCACAGGACAAGCGUGAGCCCAAAGACAAUACUCAACAGGGCUAACCAUGCUGCUGGGGACCUUGGCCGUGUUCCGGAACGUUCUUCACAGACACAAUAUAAUAAUGAUGUUGAUAAGUUAUCAUGGCGAACAAACAACGGUGGAACAAACAACCUACCAGCACAUGACAAUGACACCGCAUCCCAAAAUCUGUAUCCGCCCACCACCCCUAAAACUACCCAUCCGUCGAAUUCUAGUCAUCCUUCCACCGUAUCACCUCCCUCGAAACAGACUAUCAAAAGAGAAACAGAGUCCUCGUCGCAGCACAUUACGCCAAUGAAGCCAAGCGAACCGCUAGUUCGCUCGUCUGUUACCCCGACACUUAUUCCAAGGAAAAAACGCAAGAGGUAUCACGAGCCCCCAGUAUAUGCUCAGAAAGCUCCCAGAACUACAGGGACUCCCCCUACGAUACCGAUCAGCUACAAAUCCGCUGCCUCAUCUCUCCCGUUUAAACCCCCAUUCCCGAAGCGUGAAGCGCCAGAGGAACGACCUACGUCGCGAAACAGGUCUCUACCUCCUCGUCCGACACCCUUACCAGCACAAGAACGACCGGAUGCAAAUGAGAACAGCGCUCGAUCUAGCACCGUUGGAAAGCCUGUGUCAUCCCUUGGGCCAUGGGAACCUUCCAUUACCGGCAUAAUUCCCCACGAAGAGGUUACGAAGGCGGUAUGCGAUUUCUUAUUCCAACAGGUUGUCAUGAGGAAAGAUAUUGGGGCCGGUCCUGCAGGCGGAGCUGCAACAGGUUCGGGGGCUAUUCUCGAAGUGGAAGCUAAACUUGGACAACUCGUCGAUAAAAAUCGAGGUGAAAGAAUUCGGCUUCCGGUUCUCACUGAAUGCAUCCUGAGCAAGGAUGACCCAGGCUUGCGGAUCGCAUUUGAGAGUUCUAUGUCACUGGCUCAACAUCGCUCUCUGAACAACUUCCUUAACGAGUCCGUCAAAGCUUCUAUGGCUCCGGGGGCUUCUCGUAUCCCGCUCACGUACGCCCACAAAAAAGAACUCGACACGUUUUAUGAAGUCUCAUCCUCAGCGCUUCCUCCCAUCGUUCAGCACCACCUCAAUCCUCGCCACAAACCCAAGGACACUUUGGCACCAGAGCUAGGUCCAGGAAUAAAGAUCGCAUGA